AUGCAAGUGCAUUUCAAUGCUACAGGGUGUCUGGCAAGACCAUUGCAAUGCUCCAGGGUGUCCAGCAAGAGCAUUGCAACGCUCCAAGGUGUCCGUCAAGUGCAUUGCAACGCUCUGGGGUGUCUGGCAAGAGCAUUGCAACGCUCUGGGGUGUCCGGCAAGAGCCUUGCAACACUCCACGGUGUCCGGCAAGAUCACUUCAACGCUCCGUGGGUGGCCGGCAAGAGCAUUGUAACAAUCCGGGGUGUUCGUCAAGAGCACUACAACCCUCCAGGGUGUCUAGAAAGAGCAUUGAAGGUGGACGUGGACGUGGAGGACGUGGAUGUGAAGGACGUGGAUGUGGACGUGGAGGACGUGGACGUGGACGUUGAUGUGGACGUGGACGUGGUCGUGGACGUGGACGUGAACGUGGGCGUGGAUGUGGACGUGGUCGUGGACGUGGACAUCAACGUGGUCGUGGACGUGGACGUGGACGUGGUCGUGGACGUGGACGUGGACGUGGUCGUGGUCGUGGACGUGGACGUGGACGUGGACGUGGUCGUGGACGUGGACGUGGACGUGGUCGUGGACGUGGACGUGGACGUGGAGGACGUAGAUGACGACGUGGAGGACGUGGACGUGGAUGUGGACGUGGACGUGGACGUGAAGGUGGACGUGGAUGUGGACGAGGACGUGGACGAAGAGGUGGACGACGUGGACGUGGAUGUGGACCUGGACCUGGACGUGGACGUGGACGUGGACGUGGACGUGGACCUGGACUUUGACGUGGACGUGGACGUGGUCAUGGACGUGGACGUGGUCGUGGACGUGGACGUGGACGUGGUCGUGGUCGUGGACGUGGACGUGGACGUGGACGUGGUCGUGGACGUGGACGUGGACGUGGUCGUGGACGUGGACGUGGACGUGGAGGACGUAGAUGACGACGUGGAGGACGUGGACGUGGAUGUGGACGUGGACGUGGACGUGAAGGUGGACGUGGAUGUGGACGAGGACGUGGACGAAGAGGUGGACGACGUGGACGUGGAUGUGGACCUGGACCUGGACGUGGACGUGGACGUGGACGUGGACGUGGACCUGGACUUUGACGUGGACGUGGACGUGGUCAUGGACGUGGACGUGGUCGUGGACGUGGACGUGGUCGUGGACGUGGACGUGGUCGUGGACGUGGACGUGGACGUAGACGUGGUCGUGGACGUGGACGUGGUCGUGGAUGUGGACGUGCACCUAGACCUGGACGUGGACGUGGACUUGGACGUGGACGUGGAUGUGGACGUGGUCGUGGACGUGGACGUGGACAUGGACGUGGUCGUGGACGUGGACCUGGACCUGGACGUGAACGUGCAUGUGGACGUGGACGUGGACGUGGACAUGGACGUGGAGGUGGACGUGGAUGAGGACGAGGACGUGGACGAAGACGUGGAGGACGUGGACGUGGACGUGGACAUGGACGUAGACGUGGACGUGGACCUGGACGUGGACGUGGACGUGGACGUGGUCGUGGACGUGGACAUGGUCGUGGACGUGGACGUGGACGUGGUCGUGGACGUGGAAGUGGUUGUGGUCGUGGACGUGGACCUAGACCUGGAUGUGGACGUGGACGUGGACGUGGACGUGGACGUGGUCAUGGAGGUGGACAUGGACGUGGACGUGGACUUGGACGUGGACGUGGACGUGGACGUGGACGUGGUCGUGGACGUGGACGUGGUCGUGGACGUGGACGUGGUCGUGGACGUGGACGUGGACGUGGACGUGGACGUGGAGGACGUGGACGUGGAACUGUAA
Molecule: messenger RNA, 1782 nt
Organism: Closterium sp. NIES-65
Lineage: Eukaryota; Viridiplantae; Streptophyta; Zygnematophyceae; Desmidiales; Closteriaceae
Source: the annotation of a GenBank genome assembly